UUGGUGAAGGUUUCUUAAAACCAACGGGCAGAGUCAGGAGCCAUAGCCAUAUACAUAAGCAGGGGAGUUGGAAGAUGUCCCCCCUAUUUGGACGUUAUUAUUGAAUUGAAUGGAUAUAUGCCGAUUCGCUUUGCUUAAUUCCCCACUUCAUCUUCCUCCUUUAUCGAUCCUCAUCAGGCCUCCUGUUCUGUUUCAAUCCUUCCAAACUUGCCCUCCAAAAAUCACCAAAUUUUCGCACCUGCCACUCCUCCCCCCAAAACCCAUCAAUCAUACUAGACUCCUCUGUACCUCCUCCCAUACUUCAUCGCCAUCGUCGUCAUCAAUGGAAGCUCCUCCCCAAGGUUACCGCAGGAAUGUCGGCAUUUGUCUCAUCAACGAUUCUAAGAAGAUUUUUGCUGCUUCAAGGUUAGAUAUACCCAAUGCUUGGCAAAUGCCGCAGGGUGGUAUUGAUGAGGCUGAAGAUCCAAGAACUGCAGCCAUGAGGGAAUUAAGAGAAGAGACAGGAGUUAAUUCAGCAGAAAUUCUUGCAGAGGUACCUUAUUGGUUAUCCUAUGAUUUCCCACCAGAAGUUCGGGCAAAACUUCAGCAACAAUGGGGAUCAGACUGGAAAGGCCAAGCACAGAAGUGGUUUCUUCUUAAGUUCACUGGGAAGGAUGAAGAAAUCAAUCUUUUAGGUGAUGGGAGUGAAAAACCUGAGUUUGGGGAGUGGUCAUGGAUGUCAGCAGAACAAAUUAUUGAUCUUGCUGUGGAUUUCAAGAAGCCUGUCUACAAGGAAGUUCUUGCAGUUUUCGCACCCUAUCUUCAAUAACCUAGGGUUGAGGGACCCUGAUUGAAUGAUUUGAGCAAAUGUUUUUCGCAAGUUUUUGUCCAUCGUUCAAGUUUUUGCUAGGCAUCUGUGAUCUAUCUGACCAUAAUUAAAAAAGCAAAAACCUGAGUUUUUGCUAGGCAUCCGUGAUCUAUCUGACCAUGUCAAUAAGUACUUUUUUGAUGUAAUGAAUUCACUAAAUCUUGAAAAUGAGAUAUCUGGCCGUGUAUAUAAUAUAACUGUUAUUUGUUCCCA
This is a messenger RNA of Prunus mume (Japanese apricot), 1060 nucleotides long. RefSeq names its product nudix hydrolase 26, chloroplastic. Gene Ontology annotation, molecular function: bis(5'-adenosyl)-pentaphosphatase activity; guanosine-3',5'-bis(diphosphate) 3'-diphosphatase activity. The record is from RefSeq and is a predicted model, not a curated record. Gene Ontology annotation, biological process: nucleoside phosphate metabolic process; ribose phosphate metabolic process. Gene Ontology annotation, cellular component: chloroplast. NCBI's taxonomy places the organism in Eukaryota, Viridiplantae, Streptophyta, Magnoliopsida, Rosales, Rosaceae.